Molecule: messenger RNA, 5326 nt
Organism: Pieris rapae (cabbage white)
Lineage: Eukaryota; Metazoa; Arthropoda; Insecta; Lepidoptera; Pieridae
Product: homeobox protein PKNOX2-like
Exons: 12
Coding region: 335-1444 (369 amino acids)
Biological process (GO): regulation of transcription by RNA polymerase II
Molecular function (GO): DNA-binding transcription factor activity, RNA polymerase II-specific; RNA polymerase II cis-regulatory region sequence-specific DNA binding
Source: RefSeq, a predicted model, not a curated record
CGAAUAUUGACAGCACGGCAGACAGACAGUGGCGCGGUGGUCGACGCAGCGUCUACCAGACUAUUUUUUAUUUUGAUAGUGAAUCAUUUUGUGAUUUGAUUAUUUUAUUUCAUAUGAUUGCUGUUGUUUACUAAACAGUAAUAUCUUCAAACGUUGUAAUAGAACGCAUUCAAAGAUAACGUAUCGUUAAUUUUCAGUGCUAACCUUCUUUUUUUACUUAGUGUUAUUGAGAUGCAAGACGUGAUCGAUAUGUGCAAGAUGUACAGAUGACUCUGCUAUUAUUUUCUUGAUCCUGUUUUUUUUCUGAUGCGGUGGCGUGGAUAAUUCAUCAGGGAUGCAGGGCGGCGCGCCUGCUUCUGACGCUGAGCAAGCGCAGUUUGAGGCUGAUAAGCGCGCUGUCUACAAGCAUCCACUGUUCCCCCUCCUAGCUCUAUUACUAGAGAGAUGUGAGCAGGCCACUGCGGGGGCAGAGGCCCCAGCGGCUGACGCUUUUGGAGCUGAUCUGCAGGCCUUCGUUCAGCAUCAGAGGAGGGAUAGGCGGCCUUUCCUCGUCGAUGACCCUGAGAUCGAUGGGCUCAUGAUUAAGAGCAUACAGGUGUUAAGGAUUCACCUGCUAGAGCUGGAAAAGGUGCAAGAGUUAUGUCGAGACUUCUGCGGACGGUACAUCGCUUGCCUCAAAACCAAGAUGCAGAGUGAAAAUCUCCUGCGCACAGAUUAUUCUGGAGGUGGCGUGGAGAGCAAUAAUAAUUUGUCCGGUACAAUUGAUGAUCAUUCGAGCACAUCGAAUUCACCACAGUAUCAGUCUCCCCCCGCCGCGCCGUUACCAGCCCCAGUGUAUCCAGUUUACCCUCCCCCCCACACGGAGUUACCCUUCCCCCCUCAUAGGGAUCCACCGUCUCUAGUAGUCCAAGGUUCGACGCCAAUAAGUCAAAUCGGCGCCGGAUUGAUCUCAAAUGAUUCAUUUACUGGUGCAAACUCAAACAACUCGUGCUCGUCCGUGUCGGGCUCUCCCCCACCCGAGGAGGAGGGGGAGGAAGGGGGCAAGAGGGGGGUGCUCCCCAGGCAUGCCACGCAGGUUAUGCGCGCUUGGCUGUUUCAACACCUUGUGCAUCCGUACCCAACCGAAGAAGAGAAGCGUACGUUGGCUGCCCAAACGCGGCUCACGCUGUUACAAGUUAACAAUUGGUUCAUCAACGCGCGUCGACGUAUACUGCAACCCAUGUUGGACUGUUCCGAUAAACCAGGUGGUAAAAAAAGCAAAAACGGCUCGUCGAUAAGCAAAAGGUAUUGGCCAGAUGCGCUCACAAAUCCACAGUUCACUGCUGGUCUCCUCUCAUCAUCAGAGGAUGAAGAGCAGGAAGGUGAUCAGUCUGGUGAUGAGCAGGAGCCGGUGAACGAACAGACUAAUGAACAUUAUCCGCCAUUACAGCAGACUAUGCACUAAGGGCAAUAAAUGACAGUGAACGUCAAAAAAGACAUACUGUGUAUACCAUAGAUUAUAAGUUAGAACCAUGUAUACGUACGCCAUACCUCACUAUUUUAAUAUGUUUGUAUGUACUUAUAUUUUAAAUGGACGUUUUAAAACAUUUGAGGCUAGCUACAAAGUGUUAUUGUCACGAGUUUUGAUAAAAUUAGAUUUUGUGGUGUUAACGGAAAAAAUCGGUUUCAAAACUGCGUAAAUUAAAAUGUCCAUUUAACCGUUGAUUAUUUUAAUCAGUUAUAUGGCAACACCAGACACUUGGCAUUCAUCCUCUUCACUUCACUCAGUCAUAAAUCACAAUUUGUAUGCAAAUGACACAUUACAUUGAACAAGGAAACGAUUAUAUUUGUAAAUUGUCAACGGAAAAGUCUUAGUCACCCAUUUUUUUUAUUUAUUUUUUAUUAAUUUAUUUAUUAGCCAGUCACCCAUUUAAUAGCUGGUGUUGCCAUGCAAAAUACACCCAGUGUUUCAUUGCGUUGAUUCAAUCAUGCUUUGUAUCAUGUAUCGUCAAUUUUUACACCGGUUGUGAGUAAUAGUUUUAGUUUUCUUCCACGAUUUCGACUGAAACAUGUAAUAGUGAUAAAUUAUAUUUUUUACCACAGAACUAGACAAUACCGUCCAUAGACAAAUCGUAUUUAUUUGUACAAAUAAGUUUUUAUAUACUCAUAAUUCUUUUUAGUUACGAGCCAUACUAGGAUAUACGAGUAAUUAUACGAAAUGCAAAUGUAUACCCAUUAAACUGUAUACGUUAAAAUAUCGACAAAAUUUUAAAUUUAGAAUUAAAUUUUAAAGUCAUGACAGUAUUCGAUAGGUUAUCAACGUAGGCAUAGAGGAUAGAAUGACACAAAAUUCGAAAUUCGAAAUUCAAAAUCAAUAUCAAAGGUAUAUUUAGUAGGUACGAUAAAUAUUUUGAAGAAAGGGUUCUACUUAGCUGUACUGAUCACUUAAAGAAUGUGACUAAUCUGCCAACCAUUUUAAAUCGGAACGAUAUUUUUCUUUAAUAUUAUUUUUGUAAUAUAGUUAAUUCUGACUAGUCCAGUGUUUUCAAACCUUAUUCAUUCUAAAAUUCUUAUGCAAGUUUUAUAUUAAAAAAAUGAAUUUUUUACUUAAGAAAUUUAAAUAAGGAAUUAGGAAGAAAUCUCUAGGAAAUUGUUAGCGAAAGUGAUUUUUUAAAACAUACAACAAACAUUAUUUUAGUGAAAUCCUUGCGCUAGAUAGUUUACAGAGAUGUUUUAUUAAGUUCCAAUUUGGUUAGCUUCAGUCUUGAGUCCACUUUGUGUUAUAUUCAGCUGAUUUUGAUUGCCCCACGUUGGGAAACACUGAUCUAGUCCAAUGAUCUACCCUCUUUUAAACAAUUAUCUCACAGAGACUUGACAAUGUCAUAAUACUAUUCUCUAUUUCCAUGUUCAACAAAACAGCGAUUUCAAGUAUUUUAGAAUAUAAUUAAAAUUAUAAAUAGGACCGCGUCGCGAAAUUUUAAUACUGUGGUUGAAGCAAUAAUUUUUUUCAAUGCCACAUAUGUAUACGGAAUUAGUUAUCUUCAAUAAGCUUUGAUCUUCCAUUAUUUUAAAAAUUAGCGUAAGAGAGAUAUUUUGUUAUAUGAUUAGAGCGUUCGCAUAUUUGCAACCCGCUGUUUGUACGAAUACAACUAAACUACACACAUCUCACUGAUGUCUCUUUUUAAUACAGGAUAAAUACGAUUUGACAGAAAGAGACAAAUAUAGGUGUAUAAGAACCGUAUUACGCCUUGACCACCCUAAAAUUACUAGGCCCUGAGUCUACUGUUUUAAUUGACUAUUUACACAAAACAUCCACUGGCUGCCACACAAUAAUAUCUAACUUAAUAAAAGUGGUUUAGUAAUUAUUAAAUUUGUUUAAUUACGAAUACUAAUCGAGUCACUCAGUCCUGUACAUGUUAUAUUUGCGUACAAUUUAAAUAGUAAACUCUGGGCUUCAGGUAAAUCUUUUAAAAGAUAUUGUUUUAAAAAAUGGGUUUUAAAUCGAAAAAAAUUAAGGUGAUAUUUGGGUUCGUGUACACGUGUACGCAUUGCGUACUUAGUAACGUAUACGCUCGUCUGCAAGGCUAGAACAUUAGGUGAUGAGUUUUAUAUUAAAAAACGAGCGGUUAUCGUCAAAGUUAUAAAUAUGCGAACGUUUGCUUAUUGGAAUUGGUUAAACGUGAUUUAAGCUGUGACUCUUUUUAGUGUGUAAGCUUAACUGACAUUUGUACUAAAUUAAAGUCUUAUGCUGAGUUGUGAGGGAAUAAAAAACGGAUAAAAAAAGUGGGUUCUAUGUACGGGAGAUGAGAAAAAUAUCAUGGUGAAUGCAGAUGCCUGAAGCUUCGUUUAAGUUUGAAGCUUUCAUGUGCAAUGACUUUUCGGUGCCAUUUCUUUUGCAAUUGUUUUCGUUAUAUUCUUUGAUGCGUUUUGUAAAUAUAAAUUUGUCUAAAUUAUUCUUGAAUGUUAUUAAUACAUUCAAACGUAUUAUUUGUCUUAAAAUGUUAGGAUGAUUUAUAUACCUUAGAUAUAGAGAAGGCACCAUAGACUGUGUAUAGUUUGACGUAUACACACAAAUUUACGCACGUAAAUGAGACUUAGAAACGCUAUUUUUCCUAAGUAUCCAGUAUCAUAGCCGAGAGCAUGUUUGAAAUAAAUUAAAGUUUAUGUUCUAUUGCUUGAAGUAUUUUGUUGCAGAUUAAGUUAAAAAACGGUUGUCUGUAAAGUUUACGGACGAUAGUUUAACGUGACAACGUCAUAACAAAACUUUGAUGAAAUGCUAUAUACUUAUAUGAAAAAUUUAAUCAUUUUAUUGUAUUAUCACUAUUUUGUAUGAUACAUGCAUAAGCCAAUCGUGUGGAAGAGAGAUAGAUGCGGCGUACGCGUACAAUGAACGUAACGGGACAAUGAGUCUUUCGUGCGUACAGUCGGCGUUCAUCUAUUGUCACAUACGUUGUCACGUCAAAAAGUCAUCGAAUUCAAACGUCAUCAUCAUAUAAUGCCUCAAUAAUCUUCUCUAUGUCUGUGGUCUAUGCUAUUAAACCACAGGUUAUUGUUUAAAAAUCUUAGAUGAUAAUGUAAUCUGUUAUACGAAACAACGGAUAUACGUAAAAAAUUGUGAGAUAAAAUUUUUUAUAAACUUUUAAUUCGAUUGUACCUAUCUAUAGUAUAUAUAAAAAAUGUAUUUUUAAACUAUUUUAAUCAAUAAUGUUUUAUUCUAAGAAAAGUCCGAUCUAGUAUACUGUAGGUUAAUGCUUCUUUAGACAUUUUAUAGUUUUUUCAAACUUUAACAACUUUUGUAUAACAUGUAAAAAGUUUUCUUUAAACCAUUUAAAAGUUUUUUUUUUAGUUUCAAUCGAGUUGUUAUAAGUUUGAUUAAACUAAAUUAGGCUCAGUGAUAUUUAUAGGUGAAUCAUAAUACUAUCAGAUAUCGAUUAUUUAAAAUGCUAAUUUUAUUUGUAGUUGGUUUUUUAAUGAAAUAUAUCUUCUGACAAUACGAAGUUGAAUUAAAAAAAUAAGUUGCAAGUCAUUUCGAUUCCCGUCGAAACAAUAACUUUUUCGGGUACCGAGUAAAAGUAAAAGCAAUAAAAACAAUUUAUAAUCAAUCAAUAUUUGUAUAGUAUUGUGAUUGUCUAUGGCUAGAGUAAAAGUUGAUUAAUGUAUAAAUAUCGCAUAAUGUUUUACUAGUCAAUAACGCUAUGUACUUUUGUACUUCUAUGAAAUGCCUAAAUUGUAAGAUUUGUCAGAAUUGCCGAUGAAAAUGUCGUUAAUAAUUUAAAAAUUACACCAAUUUUGACAAAUCCUAUGUACUGUACAGUUUGCUGAAAAUAUAAUCGUUUUCGCAUGCCUA